This is a messenger RNA of Harmonia axyridis, 1234 nucleotides long. Its product is annotated as gamma-gliadin-like. NCBI's taxonomy places the organism in Eukaryota, Metazoa, Arthropoda, Insecta, Coleoptera, Coccinellidae. The transcript has 3 exons. Gene Ontology annotation, molecular function: structural constituent of cuticle. The record is from RefSeq and is a predicted model, not a curated record. Bases 329 to 1144 code for a protein of 271 amino acids.
AUCCCACUGAAGCAAGGAAUUACAAUACUCCGCAUCCUCUCUACUCACGAUGGAUGCUGAUAAAGAUCAUUUAAGCUAGGAAAGGACCGAUAGAAAAACAAACUCGGUUCAUGAAGUGUCCCAUCUCACCUGUUACCAUUUCUGGUAUACUCCCUCAUCUCGCGAAGAGGAAAGAAACUCUAAUUAUAAGUGUGAUUACGGCUAUUGAAAUACACAAGGAUUUGGCAAUGGGUCUAUGAAUUCGUACUGGUGGUAAAGUAAGACAAUAUGAAGUUCACGGUGACUCCCUGGGUGUGGAGAAUGGUAUAUAUGGGUGAAAAUUUGGUAAAUGAGCCAUUGUGAUUUUGAUCAGCUAGUAGGCAACAUGUUUUCGAAACUGGUAGUGGUAGCUUUGUUCUUGGCUGUAGCAAACUCAGCCUACACCGGACCACUAGCUGGUGGACAAUCAGCAGCCCAGUUUCCAGCUGGAAUAGAUCCUCAAGCUUGCCCAAACUAUCCCAUCUGUGAAAAUCCAUCAGUUGCCGUUAACCAAGUUGCUGCUUCAGCCUAUGCCUCCCCUUACCAAACACCCCAAUACAGUCAAGCCCAAUAUGCUCAACCUCAAUACACCCAACCUCAAUACAGUCAACAACAAUAUGCUCAACCCCAAUAUGCUCAACCCCAACUAGAUCAAUCUAGAUACACCUCAAGUCCUGCCCAGCAAUACAAUCUGCAACAACCCGCAGUUCAACUCCAACAAAGACAAUAUAACCUUGCUCAACCACAAUUUGCUCCUAAUCAAGCAUACAAGAGUGCUCAGCCUCAAUAUCCCUCACAUUUGCAAGCUGCUUUAGACAGAGGAGAAUACAUUGGUGAUGGAGACUAUCACGGUGAAGGACUCGCUGAAUCCGGAGCUCAAGCCCAAGGACCAGUAGCCCAAGCAUAUAAUCCAGCAAGCUACCAACAAGCUUAUUCCGCCCAGCAACAAUACCAAGCUGCUGCCCAAAUACCACAGCAGCAAUACCAAGUUGCUGCUCAAAUACCACAGCAACAAUACCAAGCUGCUGCCCAACCUGCAGCUUACCACGGAGCUCAACAACCAGCAGAAUUGCCUGCAGGUUUGGCACCUGGAGCUUGCCCUAACUAUCCCUUUUGCCAGCAAUAGGCUGAAAGAAGCUUUAAGUUUUGUUAGUUAAGUUUUUUAAGCUGUGAAUACCUCUGUAUAAUUUAUUUCAUUAAAAAAGAAUAAUUCAUA